AUGAAGAUCUAAUCAUUAUUAGCCCUGACUCUGUUAGGAUUCGCUUCAGUUAACUCCUUCACCAUGGAAGGAUUACCCAAGCGUGAAGUCAAGAAGAACAAGCUUGGUGCCAUGGAAGUCAUCGACUGGGCUGUUCACGGUAUGACCAAGACUGUCUAUCUCCCACAGAAAUCUAUUCUAUAAGAUUAUGAGAGACAAACCUAGAAUCUUGAGCAGGCUCUCAUCCAAACCAAAGUCAACAAGGAGAGAAUGUCAGCUGACAAACUCUACAAGUGCGACAGCAGACUUGAAGAUGGUGGCAAAGACCCAGAUGAAGCUGGCUACUUCAUCCCAGUUGAAGCUGGCUCAGUUUCCAAUGCUCAACCAACAACAGUCUUCACUUCAGGAUUAUGUUUCCAAAACGUAACCUUCACUUAUCAACAAAGUGGUAAUGAGAACGACAUCGGUGAUGUUACUAUCACUGUUGACGCUUAAAACCCAAGAACCAUGUUCUGCAAGGAUUGGUUCCUCUUCGGAAAUGCUGAAUUCUAUCACAUCGAAACUUUCUUCUUCCACGGUAAGCAUCAAGUUACCUUCAAAAACAUGAACACUGAGUCAAAGGAGGUAGUCCAAAAGAGCGGAAUCCAAAUGUACAUGUUCUGUGACGGCUAUGUCGACACUUUCAUUUCAGUCUUCAACACUGUUCUUGCCUUCGUUGGAGGUCUUGGCACCAACCCAUACAUUCCAAUUUUUGGCUCUCAUGUUCCAGAAUACAUGGAAAAGGCCAAUCUCAAAUUCCUAAAUGAUACCAUUGGAUACGACAUGCAACUUAGAUCUAAUCAAACUUAUGACUAUGAUGAAUCUCUUAUUCAAUCAGGAGACUUCUUGGCCAUUAUGAGAUUAGACGGUGUUGACCCAAUCAUCAUGUACGGUUCAGGUACUCAUGCUGGUCACUCAACUAUGGCUCUAAGAUUCGAUGAUGGCGAGCUCUACGUUAUUGAGAGUCAAGAUGGAUGGUACUGGCCAAGACACGGUAUUCAAAAGAACAAGUUCUCACAGUGGAUUGAAUGGGCCAAGGACGCCGAUUUCCACGUUGCUCACUUACCACUCAGCCCAGAAGCUAGAGCUAAGUUCAACGAAACUGCUGCUAGAGAGUUCUUCAACCAAACUGAGGGUCUCCCCUACGGUUAUCACAACUUCCUCUUCGGUUGGGUUGAUACUCCAGUUGACAACUGGCCACCUCUACUCCCAAGUCACUUCAUCAACAUUGUAUUCUCAAUCCUUGAAGGUUUCACCCCAUCAACUGUUGAUAUUUUCCUUAACCAAGCUCUUAACCACAGACUCAAUACCACAGGAUUAAACCUUAAGCAAGUUGCCGCUGAGGCUGCUAACAGAAACUUAACUGUUGAAGACUUGAUGUCUCAAGUUGAGGUUGAAGGAUGGACCUACACUGGUCUCUAAAACGACGGUAGAUCAUAUGUUUGCUCUGCCUAUGUUGCAGCUGUUUACAAGGCUGCUGGCUUAUUCGGUGACUUCCACAUCAAUGGCCCAGAGUUCACUCCAAGAGAUGUCUACACACUUAACUUCUUCGACUUAAACUACAAAAAGCCAGAGUCUUGCCAACAAGUCGAUCCAAGCCAACCAUUCUGUCAAAUUCUUGGAAAGUAUAGAAUGACCCUCCCAGGUUAUUCAACCAUUACUCCAUAUGAACACAUGGACGAGAAAUGCCCAUCAAUCGCCCCUGAUUUUGUCAGACCAGAUGGUUGCUGA
Stylonychia lemnae is the source of this 1749-nucleotide messenger RNA. The record is from the annotation of a GenBank genome assembly. Lineage: Eukaryota; Ciliophora; Spirotrichea; Sporadotrichida; Oxytrichidae.